GAAUUCGGCCAUCUCGCGGGCUCGCAUCUGUGCAGUAAAAGUAACAGUUUGACAGAAUGCUGAGGAAACUGCUGCCUCGAUCCUUCGCAUUUCAUCGUCGGCUCUCCCAUGCCCACUUGGCUUCGCAACUGGCUGCACCCUCCGUGGCUUCUGGGCUUUCGUCUCCCUUUUCUACUCAUUCGUCUUCCCAAAAUCCUAACGCGCCUUUCGUCGAACAGUUGGACGAUGCAGAUGAGCCUCCAUCUCCGCCCACUGCCACUGCAAUUUCUAUCGAUCGCUCUGGCUUGUACAAUCCACCUGAGCAUUCUCAUGAGCCAACUGUGGAUUCCGAGCUUGUCAAGCAUCUCAAAGGGAUCAUCAAGUUUCGUGGAGGCCCAAUCUCAGUAGCUGAGUAUAUGGAAGAAGUUUUAACUAAUCCUAGAGCUGGUUUCUACAUCAAUCGGGAUGUUUUUGGAGCUGAAGGCGAUUUUAUAACAUCUCCUGAAGUAAGCCAGAUGUUUGGUGAGAUUAUUGGUGUGUGGGUCAUAUGUCUAUGGGAGCAAAUGGGACAGCCGCAAAGAGUAAAUCUAAUUGAGCUAGGCCCAGGACGAGGAACUCUUAUGGCUGAUCUUCUUCGUGGUGCUUCCAAAUUCAAGAAGUUCACUGAGUCAUUGCAUGUACACCUGGUGGAGUGUAGUCCAACACUGCAGAAGCUUCAACACCAAAACUUGAAAUGCAUUGAUCAAGAUAAUGCAGCUGAACCUACUGAGAGAAGAACUGUAAGCUCUUUGGCUGGUAACCCUGUAUCAUGGCAUGCUACAAUGGAGCAGGUUCCUUCAGGAUUGCCAACAAUCAUCAUAGCACAUGAAUUCUUUGAUGCCCUACCCAUUCAUCAAUUUCAGAAAUCAUCUCGUGGCUGGUGUGAGAAAAUGGUUGACGUGGCAGAAGAUUCAUCGUUUCGCUUUGUACUAUCUUCCCAGCCUACACCUGCAACUCUCUACCUAGUAAAGCGGUUUAAGUGGGCUGCAAAUGAGGAGACUGCAAAACUUAAUCAAAUUGAAGUUUGCCCCAAAGCUAUGGAGUUGACUCAAGCAAUUGCAAAAAGGAUAAGUUCUGAUGGAGGUGGGGCUCUAAUUAUUGACUAUGGCUUGAAUGGAAUUGUCUCGGACAGUCUCCAGGCAAUCAGAAAACACAAGUUUGUCAACAUUCUUGACAAUCCAGGAUCAGCUGAUCUUAGUGCGUACGUUGAUUUCGCUUCCAUCAGACAUUCUGCUGAGGAAGCUUCAGGGGAUGUGUCUGUCCAUGGGCCAAUUACUCAAUCUCAAUUGCUUGGUUCCCUUGGAAUAAAUUUCCGUGUUGAAGCGCUACUUCAGAACUGCACAGAAGAACAAGCUGAAUCCUUAAAAUCAGGAUAUUGGCGUCUUGUGGGUGAUGGUGAAGCCCCCUUCUGGGAAGGACCUGAUGAUUCUGCUCCAAUUGGCAUGGGUACUCGUUAUUUGGCCAUGGCUAUAGUGAACAAGAAGCAGGGUGUUCCCGUUCCAUUUCAAUAAAAUGCAAGAUAAAGAUGUGGAACUGCGAGACCAACUCAUCUGCUCUUCUCUUAAAUUAUGCUAUUAUAAUUUAUCAAGCCAAGAGUUUGUUUUCAUUCUGGUCUCAGGUCCAAAAAUAGAAGUAGUCAUUCUGGUCGCAGCCGGUGUCUGUCCCGCGGCAGAAUUGGUUUGGGUCAUGGUGUUCGUUAUGUGAAAUCUGGACAAUCCAUGUCACAAAUUUUAUUUUAUUUUUAUUUAAUAUUCAUUAAAAUAAAUUAGAAAAUUUUAAUAAA
Molecule: messenger RNA, 1801 nt
Organism: Prosopis cineraria
Lineage: Eukaryota; Viridiplantae; Streptophyta; Magnoliopsida; Fabales; Fabaceae
Exons: 10
Coding region: 57-1529 (490 amino acids)
Biological process (GO): mitochondrial respiratory chain complex I assembly
Cellular component (GO): mitochondrion
Molecular function (GO): protein-arginine omega-N symmetric methyltransferase activity
Source: RefSeq, a predicted model, not a curated record